CUCGGCAGUCUUCGGUCAGCACUCCCGCCGGAUCUGUCAAGUCGUGUAGUCCAUGUAGAAACAGCGCAGUGUCCAAGUGUUGUUGUGCCGUGUGUUUUGUUUUCUAAAUGUUUAUCUCAAGAUUUAGUCGUUAUCUACCGUCCUGCUAACGCGGCGCACGUCGUGGCUGCCGAUCCGAGUCCCCGAGUGCGGUGGGACGCGUGUGUGGAUGGUGUUUAGCCGACGCCGGACCUGAGUGUUGCCGGAAUCCAGAGCCUGCCUGUACGCUAUCAUGGCGGAGCCUGACACCAAAGUGGACCGGUCCGAUCCGGACCUGAAAUAUUUGUCAGUGGACAAAUCCGCCUUCAAUGACCCGGCCACGCAGGCCGAGUGGACACAGAAGAGACUGGUGUGGGUGCCGCACGAGAACCAGGGCUUCGUCUCGGCCGGCAUCAAGGGGGAGCGCGGCGAUGAAGUGGAAGUGGAGAUCGCGGAGACGGGCAAGAGGAUUUUCGUCGCCAAGGAUGACAUCCAGAAGAUGAACCCGCCCAAGUUCGACAAGGUGGAGGACAUGGCCGAGCUGACGUGCCUCAACGAGGCCUCCGUCCUGCACAACAUCAAGGACCGCUACUACUCCGGCUUGAUCUAUACGUACUCCGGCCUCUUCUGCGUGGUGGUGAACCCCUACAAGAGGCUGCCCAUCUACACGGAGAACAUCAUGGAGCGCUACAAGGGCAUCAAGAGGCACGAGGUGCCGCCGCACGUGUUCGCCAUCACGGACUCCGCGUACCGCUCCAUGCUGCAAGACCGAGAGGACCAGUCCAUCCUGUGUACCGGCGAGUCCGGCGCCGGCAAGACGGAGAACACGAAGAAGGUGAUCCAGUACCUGGCCUACGUGGCGGCGUCCAAGCCCAAGAGCUCCACAUCCCCCUACGCGCCACCAAGUCCUGCCCUAAUCAUCGGGGAACUCGAACAACAACUGUUACAAGCCAACCCCAUCCUGGAAGCCUUUGGUAAUGCCAAAACAGUCAAAAACGACAACUCUUCCAGAUUUGGUAAAUUUAUUCGAAUCAACUUUGAUGCAUCCGGAUUUAUUGCUGGAGCUAACAUUGAAACAUAUCUUCUUGAGAAGUCACGUGCCAUCAGACAAGCUAAAGAUGAGAGAACGUUUCACAUCUUCUAUCAAAUUCUCGCUGGUGCUACACCAGAGCAGAAAAAGGAAUAUAUUCUUGAAGAUGCAAAGAGCUAUCCCUUCCUGUCUCAAGGCAUGCUCGCUGUGCCUGGAGUGGAUGAGGUCGCCGAAUUCAGAUCCACCAUGAAUGCUAUGGGUAUCAUGGGCAUGACAGCUGAAGAUCUUUCUGCCAUUUUCAAAAUUGUUUCAGCUGUUAUGCUUUUUGGUAGCAUGCAGUUCAAACAGGAGCGUAAUUCAGACCAGGCUACCCUUCCUGACAAUACUGUUGCUCAGAAAGUAGCUCAUCUGCUUGGUCUAGGAGUCACAGAAAUGACCAAGGCUUUCCUGAAACCACGUAUCAAAGUCGGUCGUGACUUUGUAACUAAAGCACAGACUAAAGAGCAAGUUGAAUUUGCUGUAGAAGCCAUCUCCAAAGCAUGCUAUGAGCGCAUGUUCCGUUGGCUUGUAAAUCGUAUCAAUAGAUCUCUUGACAGAACGAAACGUCAAGGUGCAUCAUUUAUUGGUAUUCUGGAUAUGGCUGGGUUUGAAAUUUUCGAGUUGAACUCCUUUGAACAGUUGUGUAUCAAUUACACAAAUGAAAAGCUCCAACAGCUUUUUAAUCACACCAUGUUCAUCUUGGAACAAGAGGAGUAUCAACGAGAAGGUAUUGAGUGGAAGUUCAUUGACUUUGGACUUGAUCUUCAGCCCACAAUUGACCUCAUUGAUAAGCCCAUGGGUAUCAUGGCCUUGUUAGAUGAGGAAUGUUGGUUCCCUAAAGCUACAGACAAAACAUUUGUGGAGAAGUUAGUCGGUACUCAUAAUGUACAUCCUAAGUUCAUGAAGACUGACUUCAGAGGUCAGGCAGACUUUGCCAUUAUUCACUAUGCUGGUAAAGUAGAUUACUUGGCUGACAAAUGGCUCAUGAAGAACAUGGACCCACUCAAUGAAAAUGUGGUUUCACUUCUGCAAAACUCACAGGAUCCAUUUGUGAUGCACAUUUGGAAGGAUGCUGAAAUUGUUGGAAUGGCUCAGCAGGCCAUGACUGACACCCAGUUUGGAGCUCGUACUCGCAAGGGAAUGUUCCGUACUGUGUCACAACUGUACAAAGAACAGUUGGCAAAACUCAUGGUCACCCUCCGCAAUACAAACCCCAAUUUUGUUAGGUGUAUUAUUCCCAAUCAUGAGAAACGAGCUGGUAAAAUUGAUGCUCCUCUUGUUCUUGACCAACUGCGAUGCAAUGGUGUUCUGGAAGGAAUCCGUAUCUGCAGACAGGGCUUCCCCAACCGUAUUCCCUUCCAAGAAUUCAGACAGCGGUAUGAGCUUCUUACUCCUAAUGUCAUACCCAAGGGAUUCAUGGAUGGAAAGAAGGCUUGCGAAAAGAUGAUCACAGCCCUAGAGCUUGAUCCUAACCUUUUCCGUGUUGGUCAGUCAAAGAUUUUCUUCCGGGCUGGUGUUCUUGCUCAUCUGGAAGAGGAGCGUGAUUACAAGAUCACAGAUCUAAUUGUUAACUUCCAGGCCUUCUGCAGAGGAUAUUUGGCUCGGCGCAACUAUCAAAAGCGCCUGCAGCAACUCAAUGCCAUCCGCAUUAUCCAGCGGAAUUGCUCUGCAUACUUGAAACUCAGAAAUUGGCAGUGGUGGCGCUUGUACACUAAGGUGAAGCCUCUUCUGGAAGUGACAAAGCAGGAAGAGAAGCUGACUCAGAAAGAAGAUGAACUCAAACAGAUCCGUGAGAAGUUGGACAUGCAGCUGCGCAGUUCUCAGGAAUAUGAGAAAAGACUGCAGAAUGCGGUUGAAGAGAAAAAUGUGCUUGCUGAACAAUUGCAAGCUGAAGUAGAACUAUGUGCAGAGGCCGAAGAGAUGCGUGCUCGCCUUGCUGCAAGAAAGCAAGAGCUGGAAGAUAUACUGCAUGAAAUGGAAGCUAGAAUUGAAGAAGAGGAAGAAAGAUCAACCAAUCUAGGCAAUGAAAAGAAAAAGUUGCAGCUCAAUAUCCAGGAUCUAGAAGAACAAUUAGAAGAGGAAGAGGGAGCAAGACAGAAGCUUCAGUUGGAAAAAGUUCAGUGUGAUGCCAAACUAAAGAAGCUUGAAGAAGACCUAGCCCUUAGCGAUGAUACAAAUCAAAAACUUGUAAAGGAGAGGAAAAUUUUAGAAGAGAGAGCUUCAGACUUGGCCCAAACCCUAGCUGAGGAAGAAGAAAAAGCCAAGCACCUAGCAAAAUUAAAAGCCAAACAUGAAGCCACUAUUGCUGAGCUUGAGGAGAAACUUCUCAAGGAUCACCAACAAAGACAAGAAAUGGACCGCAGCAAGCGCAAAGUAGAGACUGAGGUAAACGAUUUGCGUGAGCAACUGAAUGAACGUAAGUCACAAGUAGAAGAGUUACAAUUACAAUUAGGAAAGCGUGAAGAAGAACUCACACAAGCCCUUAUGAAAAUUGAUGAAGAGGGUGCAGGCAAAGCUCAAUCUCAAAAAGCCCUCAGGGAGCUCGAGUCCCAGCUAGCUGAACUCCAAGAGGAUCUGGAGGUUGAAAAGGCAGCCCGCAGCAAAGCUGAGAAGCAGAAGCGCGAUCUUAAUGAAGAGCUGGAGGCUUUGAAGAACGAACUUUUGGAUUCCUUAGACACAACCGCAGCACAGCAAGAAUUAAGAAGCAAACGGGAGCAAGAACUAGCAACUCUGAAGAAGACCCUUGAGGAAGAAACUCAGUUACAUGAAGUAUCCAUUGCUGAUAUGAGGCAUAAACAUAGCCAGGAAGUAACAAGCAUUAAUGAACAAUUAGAAGUCUUAAAGAAGACCAAAGCGCAGCUUGAAAAGGUCAAACAGUCACUAGAAGCUGAAAAUGCUGACCUUGCCACCGAGCUGCGUUCUGUUGGUGCUAGUCGUCAGGAAUCAGAAAGGCGUAGGAAACAAGCUGAGGGUCAACUUGCCGAAAUGCAAGCAAAGGUUGCUGAAGUUGAUAGAGCCAAAGCAGAGCUUGCUGAACGUGCUGCCAAACUUCAGGCUGAAGCAGACUCAAUUAAUGCACAACUGGAAGAGGCUGGUCUUAGGGCCAGUGCUGCUGUAAAGAGUGCCACCACAAUGGAGACUCAGCUCCAAGAGGCCCAAGCCCUGUUGGAGGAAGAAACUCGCCAAAAACUAGCCCUUAGCUCUCGCCUUCGUCAAAUUGAAAGCGAAAAAGAAGCACUCCAUGAGCAGUUCGAAGAAGAGGAAGAAGCAAAGAAGAACUUAGAGAAGCAGGUUAUUGCCCUAACACAACAGGCUUUAGACCUGAAGAAACGUGCCGAUGAGGAAGCUGAACAAGUGUUGCAGCUUGAGGAGAGCAAGAAGAAAAUCGCCAAGGAUAUUGAAGGUCUCCAGAGACAAGUUGAAGAGCUGCAGGCAGCCAAUGAUAAACUUGACAAGUCCAAGCGCAAGCUACAGGCUGAAUUGGAGGAUGCCAACAUUGACUUGGAAACUCAACGUGCUAAAGUCCUAGAGCUUGAAAAGAAGCAGCGUAACUUUGAUAAGGUUCUUGCUGAAGAGAAAGCGAUAUCUGAGCAGCAUGCUGCCGAGAGGGAUACUGCUGAGAGGGAAGCUCGGGAGAAGGAAACGAGAGUCCUUUCCUUGACUCGGGAGCUGGAGGACCAGAUUGAAAAGAUCGAGGAGCUUGAGAGAGUUAGGAGGCAGCUGCAGGCUGAACUAGAUGAAUUAGCCAAUAACCAGGGAACAGCAGAUAAAAAUGUACAUGAGCUGGAGAAAGCCAAGAGAGUAUUGGAGAGCCAACUGGCUGAGCAAAAGGCCCAGAAUGAAGAACUAGAAGAUGAAUUGCAAAUGACUGAAGACGCUAAGCUGAGAUUGGAAGUCAAUAUGCAGGCACUGCGUGCUCAGCUUGAGCGUGAGCUGCAGGCCAAGGAAGAGCAAGCUGAAGAAAAGCGUAGAGGUCUCAUCAAGCAGCUUCGCGAUCUCGAGGCAGAACUUGAGGACGAGCGAAAACAGCGUGCUGCUGCUUUGGCUUCCCGCAAGAAGCUGGAGGCAGACUACAAAGACAUGGAGCAGCAACUUGAAAUGCACAAUAAGGUCAAGGAGGAUGCUCUGAAGCAAUUGAAGAAACUACAGGUGCAAGCCAAGGACAGCGCCCGCGAUGCUGAGGAGGCCCGUGCUGCUCGGGAUGAGCUUGCCACUGUCGCCAAGGAAGCUGAGAGGAAGUUGAAAUCCCUUGAAGCGGAGAUGCUGCAGAUGACCGAGGACCUCGCAAGCACCGAGAGGGGGCGACGAGCUGCUGAAGCUGAGAGAGACGAACUUCAAGAGGAAAUCAACAACAGUGCCAACAAGGGUACUUUGCUGGUGGAUGAGAAGAGGCGGCUGGAGGCUCGCAUUGCCACUCUAGAGGAAGAAUUGGAGGAGGAACAGGGUAAUUCAGAGAUCCUCAUGGAUAGGGCACGAAAGGGACAGAUCACAAUUGAACAGCUCACAACAGAUCUGGCGGCUGAGCGUUCAACUACACAAAAGUUGGAAAGCCAUCGUAUGUUGUUGGAACGCCAGAACAAGGAACUCAAGGCUAAGCUGACAGAAAUGGAGACUAACCAGAGAACCAAAACAAAGGCCACCAUUGCUACACUUGAGUCGAAAAUUAACAAUCUGGAAGAGCAGCUUGAUAAUGAAACUAAAGAACGGUUUGCUCAACAGAAAAUGAACCGUAAACUUGACAAGAAACUGAAGGAGUUGGCCAUGCAGCUUGAAGAUGAACGAAGACAUGCUGACCAAUACAAGGAGCAAGUGGAGAAGGUAAAUACCAAGGUUAAAAUGCUCAAGCGGCAGAUUGAGGAAGCUGAAGAAGAAAUUGCCCGAGAGAAGAUUCAGAAGAGGAAAGCACAGCGGGAAAUGGAAGACAUGAUGGAAUCGCAUGAGUCCAUGUCACGAGAGGUUACCAAUCUUAAAAAUAAGCUACGACGAGGUGGUACUGGCACCAGCAUUAGUGGUCUGGUCGGUUCGAGACUUAGUGGAGCUAAACGAGGUUCUCUUCCAACUGGUGGGGCAGAUGACUCAAUGGCUCAGGAUGAGUCUAUUGAUGGGGAAGAAUCUGCCAAUUAGAUCAGCUAUUCAUUGUUUCUUAUGAAUCUUAAUACCUCUUGAAGUAACUACUAAAUGCUACUGUGAGAACAUUUGGUUCAAGUUUGCUGCCAUAAGUUGUUAAUAUUGGAGUGUUCCAAAACUUGGAACAUUCUUGUAAACACUGCGCUGUGCUGCAGAUGUAGUAUUAUAUCUUUUUAUACCACUUGGUUUCUUUUAUAUAAAACUGGAAAGUAUAGUGACUGAUGUGCUCUGGUGUGGAUCGCCAGCCUUGUCUUCCUUGGUGCCUCAUGUACGCUGUCAUAAUUAUUGUGGUUCAAUCCACAGCAUAUUUUUGUAUGAUUUCAUUCAUCAACAUACUUGUUUCAGUUGUGCAUUUGUAGAUAGGUUAAGGUUUUAACCAUGAAUGAGAAGAUAAGUCUUGCAAUUAGCUAAAUUGCCUUGUUUCUCUUAUUAUGGCACGUUCACAUAAUGACAGUUAUGUGGAUAGUCUUGUCACAUACAAUACCAUGCAUGAUGUUUAAACACUGAACUUAUCCAAAGGGAUUCUUCUUAAUGGUUUGUUACUUACAAUGGCAUUUUCUAUGACUGACCAUGCUGUAAGAGUCUUAAUUACAUUAACUUAUUGAAUCAUGUUUAAAGUAAUAAGAGAUCUGAAGUUGGUGUGUGGAGUUACAGUACAUUCCCCCGGUUUUGGGCUUCACUUUUUAAAAUGUCAUUCCAAAACAAUCGAAUGAAAGAUAGUUUUGAUGCUGAGUUAGCUUUUGUUAAACUAACACUAUUAAAUUAUUUUAAUGUAUUGUGAAUCAAUUUUGCAAUUCAGAAUAACCAUGAUCUGGAGGACCAGUUAUUGAAAGAGACUGCCAUGUUUUUUUUUUUUUGUUUGUUUCUUUUUUAAAAAGUCAAAUAUAGUUAGCAAGGUGCUUAUUUAGCAUUGACAUCUUAACUUGCAGCUAGUUUUGAAAAUACCUUGUGAGACUUCUCAUGUUGCCGUGUGCUGUGCCAUUGGUUGCAGUGUGGAGGUUCAAGGUGGUGUACAAGUACACAUUAGUAUUUGCACAUGUAAUUUGGGACUGUCAUUUUUCUGUCUGAUUCUGCAUCUUAAAGACUUAAUCACAUGUCUCUCAGUUCCUUUCCUGUUUCAAAGCUGGAAAUUCAGCAUUGUGUCCUACCCUUCGGGCUCAACUGAUGCAAUUUUAGGUAUUUUUAUCAUGUGUUAUUUUAUGAUCAGAAAUACUUGAAACUAACCAAUUUUGUGGUCUUGUCUGUGUUGUAUUAAAAUGUGUAUAAAUUGUUUUAGAUAUUUUCAAAAUGUUUUAACUCUUUAUGUGUAUGUGGUGUAGUAUUUGUCUACCAACAUUUUUAAAAGUUAAUAUCUUGAUAUAGGCUGCAAAUCAAUGAAUGAAUGAGUGAAUGUGAAAUUGUUAAAAGUUGUGUAUGUGAGAGUGAUAGAGAAUUGUAAAUAAUUAAAUGAUUUAUAACCAUAACCGGAUAAAAUUGAUGUAAUUACAAAUGAAAUGUCUUACAGGUAUGGGUUAUGAAGUCUGGCUUUCUAAUAAAUUCAAUGUGAAGUCAGACUCUGUCCCUGAUUUCAUCUGAAAACCAUUGUUUCUGAAUAAACCUGACUUUAUUAUGAA
Molecule: messenger RNA, 7827 nt
Organism: Thrips palmi
Lineage: Eukaryota; Metazoa; Arthropoda; Insecta; Thysanoptera; Thripidae
Gene: zip
Product: myosin heavy chain, non-muscle
Exons: 24
Coding region: 272-6211 (1979 amino acids)
Cellular component (GO): myosin complex
Molecular function (GO): cytoskeletal motor activity; actin filament binding; ATP binding
Source: RefSeq, a predicted model, not a curated record